This is a messenger RNA of Rodentolepis nana, 2733 nucleotides long. The record is from the annotation of a GenBank genome assembly. NCBI's taxonomy places the organism in Eukaryota, Metazoa, Platyhelminthes, Cestoda, Cyclophyllidea, Hymenolepididae.
AUGUUGGCACCUAGGAAAGACAAAAGUGGAGAAGAUGAUGGAAUUGGUUUUGAAUACAUGAAUGUAGAGAAGUCAUCUGUUCUCCAAGAGGCCCGUCUCUUUAAUGCUAAUCAACCAAAUCCGCGAAAAUGCAUUCAAAUUCUUACAAAAACUUUGUGUUUAUUGGAUAAAGGGGCCAAGUUUAGUAGACAAGAAGCAACGUCUACAUUUUUCGCUGCGACUAAACUCUUCCAACUACCAAACCAAAGUCUGCGAAAGUUGCUUUAUCUUGUCGUUAAAGAAAUUGCUCCUUAUGCGGAUGAUGUCAUUAUUUUGACAAGUAGUCUGACCAAGGAUAUGACCGGUUCUGAGGCCUCAUUUCGCGCACCAGCUAUUAGAACUCUGUGUAAAAUUACUGAUGCCUCUAUGGUUUUAUCGAUUGAACGCUACCUUAAGCAGGCUGUUGUUGAUAAAUCUCCAGCUAUUGCAUCGGCUGUUCUAGCAUCAGCUUAUCAUUUAAUGCGAGUUUGCCCAGAAACUAUUCGACGUUGGAAUAAUGAGAUUCAGGGGGUUGUCUCCGGUCCUAACGUUAUUGUUCAAUAUCAUGCUCUUGGCCUCCUUUAUCUUAUGCGUCAGAAUGAUCGUCUUGCUACUCUCAAACUCAUUCAAAAAUUCCUUCAAUCACCUCUUCGUUCAUCUUACGCUCAUUGUAUUAUGAUCCGAAUUGUUGCAAGACAUAUUGAAGAGGAGGGACUAGCUGAAAAUCAGAACAUGAUGGAUUUCUUGACGACUUCUCUGCGUCACAAAUCCGAGAUGGUUGUAUAUGAAGCAGCCCGAGCUAUUAUUGGUUUGAGUAAGAUAACCGCAAAAGAGUUAGCACCGGCGGUUAGUGUUUUACAACUCUUCUGUUCGUCGCACAAGUCAUCUCUUCGCUAUGCUGCCGUUAGAACCCUCAACAAGAUCGCUACACGUCAUCCCGAUGCUGUAGCUUAUUGUAAUCAUGAUUUGGAGAAUUUGGUUUCGGACCCAAAUCGUAGUAUUGCUACUCUGGCGAUUACAACUCUCCUUAAGACUGGUAGCGAAAACAAUAUUGACCGUCUCCUGAAGCAUAUAUGUUCAUUCAUGGCUGACAUUACCGACGAAUUCAAAGUUGUGGUUCUGGAGUCUAUUAGAAUGCUUGCUGCUAAAUAUCCUAGAAAGUAUUCCGUCCUUCUUAACUUCUUAUCUGGUCUUCUGCGUGAUCCUGCUGGAUAUGAAUACAAGAAGGCUGUGGUUGUUGCUAUGGAGUCGAUCAUCCGCGAUAAUCCCCAGGCUAAAAACCUCGGUCUUCUGCAGUUGUGUGAAUUUAUCGAGGAUUGUCAACACGAGAAGCUGACCCAGAGGGCACUCUAUCUCCUGGGUCGUGAGGGUCCUUUCUUAAAUAGACCGAAGCAGUUCAUUCGCUUCAUUUAUAAUCGUAUUAUCUUGGAGUCGGCUCCUGUGAAAUGCACUGCUACUACAGCUUUGGCUCGAUUUGGUGCUAAUUGUGAGGACCUUCUACCUUGCGUGCUUGUUCUACUUGAACGGGUCAUGCUUGACGACGAUGAUGAAGUUCGAGACCGUGCCGCAUUUUAUCACUAUGUUCUCUCCACCGGUGAUCGAGAUUUAAUGAAGGAGUACAUUCUUAAUGAUGACAUCCACCUCAACAUGCAAUCAUUGGAACGUGCCCUUGUCAAUUACAUUCAGGCUUCUUCAGCUGAACAGGCUCGACCUUUUGACAUUUCGACAAUUCCUGUGGAGGAACCACCUGCAGAUGGUUCCACUGCAGUCUCCGCGAUGGCUGACAGCUCCACUUCUGGAUUUUUUGAUCCAGCCCCUUCUGCUGUCUCUGGAAUUGGGGCUACUGGAAGGAGUGAAAAUACGGACUCAGAAGCUCCACAAGCUGCAUCCGGAGGAAUUGGUACACGUCGACAGGACCACUUCGCCGAACAACUGGAGGCCAUACCAGCCAUCAAAUCUCUUGGUACACUUUUUAAAUCCUCUAACGACUAUGAACUCACUGAUGCUGGCACUGAAUAUGUGGUCACAUGUGUCGUCCACACUUUCCGUGAGCAUAUUGUCCUUCAAUAUGACGUCACAAAUACAAUGGAGGACCAGUUACUCGAGAAUGUUUACGUAGACGUUGAAGUAGCCGACGACGAAUUUGAGGUUCUGGAUACCAUCUCCAUCAAAUCCCUACCUUUCAACAAUCCCGCUUCGACUUACGUCAUUGUCAAACUGCCUGAUGACGUCUCAUACCUCACCACAUCCUUCGGAAAUACUCUUCGAUUCGUUGUCAAAGAAGCUGAUUCUGCUGGCUCCAAUGAUCCUGGAAUUAGCGAUGAAUAUGCUUUAGAACAAUUGACCCUUCCUGUUGCCAUCCACAUGCAACGUAUCGUGAAAACCAACUUUGCUGCCGUUUGGGAAGAAUUUGGUGAAGAAGGUGAAGCCGAAGAGACCUAUUUUCUGUCUAAAUUCUCAACCAUUGACGCGAUGGUACGAGAAUUGGUUGCCCAUUUGGGAAUGCAGCCUUGUGAGCGAAGUGAUCAAGUGGGCCCAGAGAAAGUUGCUCACACCCUUCUGCUUGCUGGUCUUUUCCGUGGUGGAGUCACCGUUUUGGCUCGAUGUAAACUAGCCAAAUCGGUUCCUCCGUCACCUGUUGGUAUCAACUUCCAAAUAACAGUUCGCUCUGAGGCUCCUGAAAUUAACCAAGGCAUUGCUGAUGCUAUUGGAUAA